CGAAAAUAUUCACUGUAACCAUGGUUGUAAAAGAUGUUUAUUCUUACGGCGCUAAAAAAUUCUAAUUUUAAGAUUGUCAGUCAUCAACAGAAAUUGAUUUUAAGAUAGGAAUUGCAUUCAAAUUUAAUUCCCAUGCAUAACAAAGGUCAUGGAUCAUGAUGACUUCUCCGAUAAGAAAUUUCGUAAAACACUUAAUAUAACAAUCAUUAAUAAUUUUUUGGAUUUAAGCAAUUUUUCUGAUGACUCAUCUAACUACAAAACUCUUUGUGCCUUUUUUGAUCAUGUAAGAAAUUCCUUCAAAGAAAUACCUCACAUAUUUGUUUCAAAUUCAUCCUGUGAGCAAGACCAUGAAACCACAGAGAAAAAAGAUGACGAAUAUUUAUCGUCAGCUUUUACUGAAUGGUUGAUGAUGUGGCUUCUAAAAGUCUUGAGUCACCCAUGCACCUCAUUUGUCCAUAAAGAAUGUGAGGAUUUGUUCAUAUCCCUUCUAAAUCUUAUCAAAUUCAAUAAUGUGCAGUAUUUUCGUGAAAAGGUUCCGCUGAUGAUUAAUUUAUUGAAAGAACUAAAUGAAAUUGCAGAUAAGUUUGAAAAUUCAAGUGAACCUCCAGUGUGUUUGCAGAAUUAUUUUAAACAUCAUAGAAUGGAUACUCAGGAGUUAGAGCUUAUUGAUAUCUCAAUAAUGUUUCACAACUGUGAUGAAUGUGAAGCAUUGCAACAAAAAGUGACCUUUAUUUUAGGGAAAAUUACUUUAGAUAUUUCUCAAUUCAUUCCUGAUCAGCUAAUGAAUAUUUGGAAAAUUUUUUGCACUCAAAUUGAAAUUGGUAGCUUAAUUCUGAAAAAGGAAUCCUUCUUAGCAUUAGAAUUUUUUAUAAGAAAUUGUGGCCUGAUAUUUUCGCCUAGUCUUGUGAAUUACUUGUUAAACUGUGUUGCUGCUGUCUUGAAAUUUUGUAUUAUUUUCAAAGAUGAGACUGCAGACUAUUCAAGAGAGCUCUUAGAGUUAGAAGAUAGUAUUGCUUUAUUUUUGCCGGCACUUACUGAUGCUUUCGAAAAACCAAUGAACAAAUAUACAUUAAACACUGCUUCUUCGUGUAAAUUUCUUCAAAUGUUUAUGAAGACCAUUUUGCUUCCUGGGUUUAUGAACACAAAAGAUGACUUUCAAUUGUCUGUCGUUAAUAGCCUUGUUUGUUUGUUGAAACAUAGCCGUAAAAAUGGAUAUCCAAUGCCCUAUAAUACUCAACAGAAAUAUUCUGAAUCUUUGUUAAAGUUGUUUCUUACAAAUUCGAAAGAACAUAAAGCUUUAAUUCCUCUGCUAAAAUAUUUUAUUUUAAUUGAAUUUGAAGAUCAUUCUUCUUCUGAAGCUCCUAUAAGAAGUCUUGAAUCGUAUUCUUCAUUUGAAAAUAUGUCUCAUAAAUCUAAAACAUGGCAACAGUUGUAUGAAGAUGUACUUAGCAAACUGUGUUCAAAUAAUCUAAGUAAUUUAGAAAAGGUUAUUGCUCCCAUGGCAAUCAUGAUUCAUUGUUUCUGCAAAGUUGCUCAUUCUGAUAAAGUUGAGUGGAAGUGUAGCCAAAUAUAUAUGAAAUUUCCACCUCCCAACAAGAAUGAAAAUCAUAAUUUAAGAAAAUAA
This is a messenger RNA of Parasteatoda tepidariorum (common house spider), 1624 nucleotides long. Lineage: Eukaryota; Metazoa; Arthropoda; Arachnida; Araneae; Theridiidae. The record is from RefSeq and is a predicted model, not a curated record.